ACUGUCAUCCAUUAGAUCUCUAAAGCAAAUCAGUCUCAUAGUCCAAAUUCACAAUGGCUUUACAUCAAUUUGAUUAUAUCUUCGCUAUUGCGAUGAUCUUUGCAUUCUUGGAUGCAUGGAAUAUCGGAGCAAACGAUGUUGCAAACUCUUUUGCCUCAUCUGUUUCCUCCCGUUCUUUAAAAUACUGGCAAGCCAUGAUAUUGGCUGCAAUUAUGGAGUUCUUGGGUGCUGUUCUUGUUGGUUCUCGUGUUUCUGAUACUAUCAGAAAUAAGAUUGUUGAUGUCUCUGUCUAUGAAAAGGAACCGGCAGUAUUGAUGUUGACCAUGUCCUGUGCCUUGAUUGGUUCAUCUACCUGGUUAACUAUUGCCACUUCUAUUGGUAUGCCAGUCUCUACCACCCACUCUAUUGUUGGUGCCGUUAUUGGUUCUUCCAUUGCUGCCAAGGGUGCUCACAAUAUCCUUUGGGGAUGGAGUGGUGUUGCUCAAAUUAUUGCCUCAUGGUUUAUUGCCCCACUUAUUGCUGGUUGUUUUGCAACCAUCAUUUUCUUGAUUUCAAAGUAUGCUGUUUUGGAAAUCAAGGAUCCAAGAAGAUCUUUAAAGAAUGCCAUGUACUUGGUUCCAUGCUUAGUGUUUACCACCUUUUCUAUUUUAACCAUGUUGAUUGUUUGGAAGGGUUCUCCAAAGUUGAAGUUGAAUGAUUUGUCAACUGGUACUACUUGUGGUGCUAUCUUUGGUGUUGGUGGUGUUGCAGCUGCUUUGUAUAUGCUUUUCCUCUUCCCAUACUUUAACAGAAAGUUGAUCCAUGAAGACUGGACUUUGAAGUGGUAUGAUGUUCUUAGAGGUCCUAUUUUUUACUUUAAAUCUACAGACAAUAUUCCACCAAGACCAGAAGGUCAUGAAUUAACAAUUGAUUACUAUGAAGGUAGAAGAUAUGAUGAAGCUGGUAAUUUGAUUGAAAAGGUUGAUCUGAUUGAAGAACAAGAAACUAUUGUCAAGGAAGGCGAAUCAAGUGACUCUGACCAUGGUGAUAUUGAAAAAGUAGCUGAACCUAAAGUUAAGAAAACUACCAGUUCUGCUCCAAAGCACAAGCAUCCUCGCGGUUGGAAAGAAUACAAGAAACUUUUCAAGCAACCUUCUCAAUACCCAUACCUUCUUUUCCUUUUGUUGACCAACGGUGUUAGACAGGAUGUUAUUCACAACCAAGCUUCUUCCAAGGAUAUCUUAGCUGGUGACUUAAAGAAAUUACACACUUCCUCCAAAUACUACGACAACAAGAUUGAAUACAUGUACUCAUUAUUGCAAGCCAUCACUGCUUGUACCAUGUCUUUUGCUCACGGUGCAAACGAUAUCGCCAACGCUACUGGACCAUUAGCCACCGUCUACUUAACUUGGAGCACCAACACUACUGCCUCCAAGGCUGAAGUUCCAGUCUGGGUUCUUUGUUAUGCUGCUUCUGCUUUAGUUAUUGGUUUAUGGACUUUUGGUUACAGAAUCAUGGCUAACUUGGGUAACAAGUUAAUUUUACAAUCUCCUUCAAGAGGGUUCUCCUUAGAAUUAGGUGCUGCCAUCACUACUGUUAUGGCCACCCAAUUAAAGAUUCCUGUUUCUACUACUCAAUCUGCCGUCGGUGCUACUGUUUUUGUUGGAUUGUGUAACAAAGAAUGGAAAUCUGUCAACUGGAGAAUGGUUGCUUGGUGUUACUUGGGAUGGAUCUUUACUUUACCAUGUGCUGGUUUAAUUGCUGGUAUUCUUAAUGGUAUAAUAUUGAAUGCUCCAUCCAAGGGUAUUACUUACACUAUGUAAGGAAAUAAAAGUGGGAAUUAUUUAGAUAUUUUUACAUAGAUCAAGAACUCGGUAUUUUUAGGUGUUUAUAAUUUUUUAUUAAUUUAAUUGUUUUCAAGUUGAUCAAUUUCUGCUAAAACAAAAAAGAUUCCACAAUCUCAACUCUUUUUUCUUCUGGUCUGGAUUGGUAGUGUCUGCAUUACAUAGUCAGAGAACCCCC
Spathaspora passalidarum NRRL Y-27907 is the source of this 2001-nucleotide messenger RNA. It is a transcript of the gene PHO89, whose product is annotated as Pho89p. Gene Ontology annotation, cellular component: membrane. The record is from RefSeq and is a predicted model, not a curated record. The transcript has a single exon. The coding region runs from base 54 to 1802 and encodes 582 amino acids. Lineage: Eukaryota; Fungi; Ascomycota; Pichiomycetes; Serinales; Debaryomycetaceae. Gene Ontology annotation, biological process: phosphate ion transmembrane transport.